Messenger RNA from Penicillium macrosclerotiorum, 498 nucleotides. RefSeq lists its product as uncharacterized. Lineage: Eukaryota; Fungi; Ascomycota; Eurotiomycetes; Eurotiales; Aspergillaceae. The transcript is spliced from 2 exons. The record is from RefSeq and is a predicted model, not a curated record. The coding region runs from base 1 to 498 and encodes 165 amino acids.
AUGAAGUUCAGCACGAGCAUCCUCCUUCUCGGGGCCGCGGCCAUCUCGACUGCCGCGGGCAUUCCUGGCGACGACAAUAGUAUUGUAAAAAGAUCAUCAUAUACCAUCGAUGACGGGACAUCAGGGUGUACGGCGAGCGAUUAUACUGACGCGGAUACCAUCAAGAACAAACCAAACCAGAUUUGGUACGCGUGGGCCGCUUGUUCACGAGGCGACUAUAAAUUGAACAAUUAUAAUGACCACCAAGCUGGGACAAUUAUUGCUGAUCCAGAUGAUUGGGAAGGCAGCAGCGAGGUAGGUCGGUGCUGGAUUGUCGCGCAAGGGCAAAAUGACGACCACACGGACGGUUACGAUUUCCGGGCCUGGUGUGGAGACUCGCACACGCCUCCGUCGGGGAACUUGUCGGCUUCUUACGAGUGUCUUUCGCCCAACAGCGGUCAUGAACCCAAGGCUACUUUUGGGGGUUGCUGGACGGAGGACCUUCCGACAUCCGGCUAA